Molecule: messenger RNA, 1628 nt
Organism: Ipomoea triloba (trilobed morning glory)
Lineage: Eukaryota; Viridiplantae; Streptophyta; Magnoliopsida; Solanales; Convolvulaceae
Exons: 4
Coding region: 337-1488 (383 amino acids)
Source: RefSeq, a predicted model, not a curated record
CCAGCAGUGCCCACUGCCCACCGUGUGAAACGACAACAUUUUCACUGGGCUGGAAAAUGCCGAAUCCUGAUUGGCCAUGGCGAUAUGGCCUUAUUAUAUAGAGAUAGAGAGAUCAGACUUGGAACAUUGCCGUGAAAGGUCACUUCUCCUCGUCGCCGAAUCCUGCCUCCCUGCAAUUCGCCGCUCCGAUUACUGGUUUGUCUCAAAUCUAAUCUACUGUGUGCCAGCGUGUAUAUUUAUCUGGAUUAUGGCACGAAGAGAUAGAAUCAGUGAACUCCCUGUAGAUAUACUUGACAAGAUUUUGGGGUUCUCUUUCCGAUUCACGAAGCUGCUAGAAUGGCCGUUUUGUCUACCUUUUGGAGAGAUAUUUGGUUCAGUCUUACACAACUUCACUUUGAUUGGAGGUUUUUUAUUCACAUUAGGAAAAAAUAUUCCCAUGCUCGCAGUGAUAUCAAGACCCAAAACAUACAAGAGAUGAAGAAAAACAUCAAUAUGGACUUAUUUGCUGCUUUGUAUGUAGUCAACAAAGUUCUCAUCCAGCACAAUGGACUUAUUCGCGAGUUUGUCUUUGAUUUUCACUAUUUGAAUAGAUUUCAUAGUAAGAAAACAUUUAGGUCUCGGUCGUUUGAAUUCGAUCAAUGGCUCCUUUUUGUCACCUGUAAAGGUGUUCAAGAAAUACACCUUAGUCUUAUGCCAAAAGAUGAAUACAGUCUGCCGAAUUGCAUUUUUUCUUGCCCAACACUUAGGAGAUUGUAUCUUUGUGGAGUCUCUAUUGGACCAAUAAAUGACCCUUACAUAUUACCAAAUGUCACUUCACUAUGCUUCAAAAAAGUUAACUUUAGUCCUAUAGAUCAUCCAGUUGAUGUUCCUAUGCUCGAGAAUCUGUCAUUUGAGAAUUGUUAUACCCUUCCUAAUUUUAACAUUACUGCUCAAAAACUUCAUAGUUUAAGAAUAGGCUCUUGCUUUUGUUAUGAUCUCCCUAUUAACUUAGACUUGAGAUCUAUUCGUACUCUUGAUUUGGAUUGUUGUUCUCUGAAGGUUUUUGUUAAUGCAUUUACUGAAAAGGGACUACAACAACAACCAAUUGCGCUAGAUGUGGAAUAUCUGAUGUUAUCAACUAAAGACCAUGAUCAUGAUAAGGAAGAUGUUUAUUCAGCAUUCAUUCAUUUGCUUCAAAUAUGCCCAAAAUUAUGCAAACUUGAUAUAGACUUAAAGUUCACCCAUACUAUGCCAAAACUUUCGGACGAAUUUCACACUGUGGCUCAAAGACAUACAAUGCUUCACACAUUGAAGUUGAACUCAUAUAAUGGAAGUUAUGCGUAUGAUAUGUUCAUCAAGGGACUGCUUACUUGUUUUCCCGCACUUGAGAAGGUCUUCAUUGAUGAAGAGUCAUGCAACUACGAAGAAGCCAAGGAAUUUUUUUGCAUUAUUAUGCCCCCUAAAAAACAAAAAGUAUUACGUAAAAGUAUUAGUUUGAGUAUCCUUUGAUGGUGAAGAUCUUUUGGUUGAUGCUCUUAUGCUUAACAGUAUGUCAUUUAUUGAAUGUAAUAAUGUGACUGAUUUUAAUAUUGUUACUCAAAAAAUUGAUGAUUUAACAAUCUUUAAUUGUCGUUUUUACCAACUCUCAA